Messenger RNA from Penicillium alfredii, 4212 nucleotides. Its product is annotated as putative membrane-tethered transcription factor (SPT23). Gene Ontology annotation, molecular function: protein binding. Bases 1 to 4212 code for a protein of 1403 amino acids. NCBI's taxonomy places the organism in Eukaryota, Fungi, Ascomycota, Eurotiomycetes, Eurotiales, Aspergillaceae. The record is from RefSeq and is a predicted model, not a curated record. The transcript is spliced from 3 exons.
AUGGGACCGGCCGAGGCUCCCUCUUCACCCGUUUUCCCUGCUCUGGACCCCAUUAUCAUGGACGACGAGAUGGAGUCCACCUUCCGAAAUGCCAACGUGGAUUUCCUCGACCCGACAAAAUUAGACAUGUCCCCUGAGAAUGCCGGCGGUGCCUUCGACGAUUUGUUUGCCCGAGCCUCGAACUCCCGCUCAAAUGCCGAGUCAUCGAAACCAUACCAGAAUCAAAACCCCCUGAGGCAACCGCCCCUCAUGACGGCUGAUUCUCCCGCAGAAUCUCCAGACAAUUCGAGCCGUAGCUCGUCGUCCGAAUCUCCUCGGAAUCAUCUUCGGCAGGCAUCAGUCGCGUCAACGAAUUCUGCCUCUCACAGCGACCACCCGUUGGCCUCUGCCGGCUUCCCCUCGGAGGACUGGAUGCGCCCGGAGUUAUCGUCAGUGAAAGAGGAAUCGCCAUUCACCAUCGAGCCGUCAUACCCCAUGCAUGGUGGCUUCUCUAUGGAUCCCGACCUGGAGACCAGCAACAAAGCGAUGGACGCGGCUUUUGAUUUUGAGAGUGCAGCAAGCAGUCCCAGUCCAUUGAAAAUCGAGAACGGGUCACAACCAAAAGCCCAAAAACGUCCCAGCUCGCAGAUCUGGAGUCCGUCGAAUACCCCCGCGGUCCCAGCCUCAACCUCGGCCACGGCACCGCCCUCGAUUCCUACGCCCGGUUCUCCGUUCUUCAACUUUGGACUUGGAGAGCAGCCUUCUCUUACUGGUACGAUCGGCCACGAUGCAGAAAAACCGCCUCAAUGGGACGGGCAGUCGCCUUCUUCGUUACUGGAGGAAAGCUUCGGAGGCAUCAACAUGAAUGCCCAAACACCCCUCAAUCCCUCGCUCUCUCCCAACUUGAACUUCGGAUCGCCCUCCUCGUUCCCGUUCCCUGUCACUUUCGCAUCUUCUUCGGCCCAGCCCUCGAUACAAUCCGCGAAUUCCUUGCAGCCUGUUCUGACGGUGCAUCCGACCUCACUCAAAUCGCGUGUCGAAACUCAGAUUCCAAUUCGCCUGACUCUCUCUCCAUUACCCGCAGGCGUGAAGAAGCUGCGCCUUCCCGCCCACACUAUUUCGAAACUAAAAUUCCUCGCUCCCCCUUCCACCGAAUCUACGCCCGAUACUCUCCAGUUGCAUACCAGCUUAGUAUGUACGAGUGCGAUGCAAGACCGGGAAAAGCUCAAGAAGGCCUUUGUGCGGACAAGAGGUGACCAAUCCGGUCCGAAUGCUCCAGAGGAAGAGCGGCCGUUGGAUGGUGGCGAUGUCAAGAUCUGCACGGGCUGUAUUCAGCGAGAACGAAAACGCGCCUCUCGGAAGAAACAGCGGAAACCGGAGGAAGAUGAGUUGUUUCAGAAAGAUGAAGAGAAAAGGGUCAUUGUCUUCAACACCAGCGAGAUCAAGGAGUGGACUGAGCCGCCAAAGAAUGCGUCCUCCGGCUAUGGGGACAUGGCAACGGUACCACCUGGAUCAAUGCAAGUGGAGCUACCAAUGCGCAUAGCGUGCUACUGUCGACACCAAAACGAGAAACUUGGGUUCCAGGUCAUUUUCACCGUCAAGGAUCACCUGGGCAACGUUGUGGCGCAGGCAAUCACCAACUCUAUCAUGAUUACCGACGACCACAAGACACAGGCUCCCUCGGCGCCUCCUAUUUCUGGCCCUUCGCCUUCUUUACCUGACAGGGCUCAGCUACCAGGCGUUGGGGUUUUCCCAUCGGGGUCGAAUCUCGACAACGGAAAGGGAACAGGCCCAUUUGGCACGCCGCAGUCUCCGACUGAUCUACAGGGCCUCCAACAACGAUUCAAUUCGCAAUACCAGCUCACGCCUAGCUCAUUUGCUGCGGCUCAAAACUCGGCAAAUGGAGGCACUUCAAGCUCCCAGACACCGCGGAACUUGUCUCGACAGACAUCUCCAACCGAAUUCCAAGGCCCGCAGAGCAAACGGCGGAAGCACAGCAGUUCGGGGCGAUUGCCUUCGGAGCUUAUUAUGACGCGAAUGGAAACUCCGCAGUCAUCUUCGUCAGCAAUGAGCAAUGCUGCACAACUGGCUGCGGCUCGUGGAUUUGCUUCGCCAACGGAGCGACCUUUCGUGACACCGUCCUCGAUGUCCGGGCAAUAUGGGAAUGGGCCUCCGACCCCUAACCAAAGCAAUGACAACAAUCCUUUCUUCAAUCCCACGCCUGCUCAGCGGCAAAGCUUGGAUAGCCUUGCCCAGCAAUCCUUAGUAUCAGCACCCAAUUCUGCUCACCCCAGUCGUCCUGGAACACCGGGCGGCUCAGCUCGCAACAGCUUGCAAGAUCAAAACCUUGCUCUUGCACUUGGUGCAAAUUCCGCGGGUCAAAUUUGGCCUCCUCUCGCCAGUACCCCGAGCCGGUUGCCUUCGGUGAUCCACAAGCUGGUGCCCGCCGAGGGCUCGAUUACGGGAGGUACCGAGGUUACUUUGCUGGGUAGUGGAUUCUACCCCGGCAUGGAGGUUGUAUUCGGUGACACUCUCGCAACGACCACCACGUUCUGGGGUGAUAAGUGCCUCAAUUGCUUGACCCCUCCUGCGCUUCAGCCGGGGUUGGUGUCAGUCGUCUUCAAACAUGAGCAUCCGACAUUUGGCCAAGUCCAGCAACCUCAGCCUUUGAUGCCCAAACAACAACUUUUCUUCCGCUAUGUUGAUGAUCGUGAGCUUCAGAUGUACCGUCUGGCACUCAACAUCCUGGGCCAGAAGCUCGGAAGUCAAGCGGAUGCCUUCCACACAGCUCAGCAGAUCAUGGGGAGCGAUCCGAACGCCAUCUUCAACAUGCAAAAGGACAUGCAAGGCGGUUCGUCUGGCGGUAACCAACGCCAGGUGCCAGGGCUGGAGGCUCAGGGUAAACUGAGCGAUCUUGACUCCAAGAUGCUAACUUACCUGGAAUAUAUCGACUUGGAUGACAGCCCACGGCCGCCGCGGUACAAUUCUCGUGGCUCCACCGGCCAGACUCUACUUCACUUUGCGGCAUCGUUGGGACUGACGCGGUUCGUUGCGGGGCUCCUCGCCCGAGGUGCGAACCCCGACGUGCAGGACAACACUGGCAAUGCGCCGAUGCACCUGGCAGCCCUUCAGGGACAUGCUCACAUCGUUCACCGACUGCGUCUGGCUGGCGCCAAUGCCAGUACACGCAGUGUGCGAGGCUUCACCGCUGCCGAUCUCGCAACAACGCUCCCAGCGCAUCAGGCCGCCUUGCUUCCCUCGCGACACUACCGAUCUCGCAGUGUCGGGUCUCUUGCCUCGCGUCGCCGCCAGAGCAGCUCCGCCUCUCUGAGUUCCCUUUGGGAGGCGUCAUCGGCUUCUGGGUCUCUCGGACAUGCCGUUGAUGACUCGGAGGAACUGGAUGAUGAAGAUGAGGUUAGCGACGAAUCCGAUUCGAACCCUCUUCAUUCCAAUCCAUCGCGACGAUCCAGCAUGCAUCAAGAUGCCAUUCCGCCGGUCGUCGACUCCAGUGAACAACCUGCGGCCCCUGGUGAUGCUCGUGGCUUCUCUCCGCCGGCGGCUCUUGUCGCUUGGCGCAACCAGCUAGCCGCCCAGAUCAACCAAUUCCAACAAAGUGUGGCCAACGCAUUCCCGAACAUGCCUGUGCUUCCCCCGAUGCCCGCUCUGCCGGACUAUCAAGCACAUCCGAUGAUGCGCCGCAUCACCAAUCUUGUGCCUCACAGGCCCACCGCUCGGGACGGAUGGUGGGAUCUUUUGAAGGGCACCACCGCACCCACCCAGAACCAGCCGCCGUCCUACGACGAACUGUACCCACACCAGGAAGACGACGAAGGGACAGUCGAGAUGAAGAAAUCUGCUCUCUUGCGUGCGGCGACCGAGGCAGCUUUGGAUCAACACUUUGAAGCCCAGAGCAGUGCCUCGGCGCCCACAGCUUCCGCAUCCUCCUCCACCUCUACGCAUACCCGGCCGGAGAAGGAUGACUUGAAGAACAUCACCAUCGGGCGAAAGGUUAUCUCGCGCGAACAGCAGAAGCAUCUCCGGGAGCAACAGGCUCGACGAAUGAAGGGACUCGGCAGUGACCGGAAUCUCUAUUUCAUUUGGAUUCCCCUUCUACUUCUGGUGAUUUGCGCGUGGGUUCGGAACUACGUCCCCGGGAUCUGGCAAGGUGUUAUGGACAGUUUUGAAUUUGUGAAAGCCCGCUCUACCCAGCGGGCUGUGGAAAUGGGUGUCUAG